Molecule: messenger RNA, 746 nt
Organism: Myotis myotis
Lineage: Eukaryota; Metazoa; Chordata; Mammalia; Chiroptera; Vespertilionidae
Gene: GKN2
Product: gastrokine 2
Exons: 6
Coding region: 92-646 (184 amino acids)
Biological process (GO): regulation of cell population proliferation
Source: RefSeq, a predicted model, not a curated record
AAGAGAUUUCCACACCUUGAAACCAAUAUAAAGGGUAGGAGCUGCUCCAGGCAGCCUCACUUGCUCCAGCAUCUUCUUCCCUUCCGACAAAAUGAAAACCCUUGUGUUAUUUCUGGUGGUGCUGGCCAUCUUUGGAACACAGUCUCAUGGAUUCGAGGUUUUUAACAUCAUCAGCCCAAACAACAAUGGUGGCAAUAUUCAGGAGACAGUGACAAUUGACAAUGAAAAAAACACUGCCAUCGUUAACAUCCAUGCCGGGUCGUGCUCCUCUACCACCGUUUUUGACUAUAAGCAUGGUUACAUCGCAUCCAGGAUCCUCUCCCGAAGAGCCUGCUACGUCAUGAAGAUGAACCAUGAUGCCAUCCCUGCUCUGGACCAACUCAAACGGUUCAUCUAUGAGAGGAAGGCUCUGAAGACCAUGUCCUCCACCGAAUAUACCUGGGUCAAGUACAACCCGCUGCAGUCUUGGUUCACAGACAUGAAAUGGUUCUUUUUCGGGUCACCCAUCGAGCAGCUCUGCAAACACCUCCCCUUGUACAAGGCAGAAGUGGUUGAAAAACCACAUGAUGCCGGUGCUCAUGGCUGUGUAAAGGCUGGCCUCCUGGGCAUCCUUGGGAUUUCCAUCUGUGGAGGCAUCGAUGUUUAAGCCUCGGCCCACUGGUUGCAUCUUUUCAAUGAAAUAUGCCCUUUGGUUUCACCUCAGAAGACAAAUUAAAUUCUUUCCAAAAACCCCAACUAAUUUUGAG